Molecule: messenger RNA, 1691 nt
Organism: Nymphaea colorata (pocket water lily)
Lineage: Eukaryota; Viridiplantae; Streptophyta; Magnoliopsida; Nymphaeales; Nymphaeaceae
Exons: 7
Coding region: 332-1546 (404 amino acids)
Source: RefSeq, a predicted model, not a curated record
ACCAGUCUGCACCCGAAACAGGAAAGAUAACAGCACAAAAAGAAAGAAAGGUUCACGGAGAGAGAGAGAGAGAGAGUGUGUGUGUGUGUGUGACAAGUAUAUGAAAAGGAGGGAUAUGCCCGUGCGCCAGCGCUCUCUCCUUCUCUGGGAUCCAAUCGGUGGUCAAGAAGGGGAAGGUCUUGUGGGUCCUGCGACCGAAAAUCAAGGCCUACCAUCUGCCCAGUUGUCCGUUGGUUCGCGCCCGAUAAUGCCAGCAGGCCAUCCUUCCUUUGGCUGAAGCCUUCAAUUGAAAUUGGUUGGUCCUUUCUAUCUCCUGCGGACGCUUUGCAGGAUGCGAAUGGAAGAAGGGAACGAUCUCUCCCAUUCUCUGCUCCAUGUUCACUUCCGAGAUCCUUCCACUUUGCGGCUGCCAGGACUUCCACAUGACAGAAGAUCAUGGUGGAACGAUUUUAAGCAGUUAUGCUGGAGGAUCUUCCUAUGCACUAUGGCAGUGUUACUGAUAUUCGUGAUACCUGUGCUCAGGCUGAUCUUUGUAAAAUCUAGCGAUCCUAGCCAAGAGCUUGUUUUCCAACCCCUGGUAAUUUUGCUUCGAUUUUUGAUUUCGUCUAUAUCGUUCAUAUGCUUGUGCCAUAUUGUUUGGAAACAUGGUACAAAAGGUAUCCUUUUCCUCACUGAAGAGACUCAGGAAAUGGAAGAAAAGCACAAAUCGAUCAUGAAGACCUGCCGCAUUCAACUUAUCAAACUCUUUCUUCCCUUAUUAUGUGCUUAUGUGGCACACAAACUGUGGCUUUAUCUUACUGUUAGUUUGAAACCCCUGCCAUUUGGGUUCAAGAACAAGGCACUUGACACCAUCAUUAUUGCUGUUGCUCUAUGUUUGUCAUGGUGUUUCGGAACAGGGACAUACUUAUAUGCCUGUACACUCUUUGGGGAAGCAUGUGUCUUACAGGAGACAAAGAUGAAACUGUAUAGCGAUCUACUUCGAAGAGGACUUGAUAUUGGGUACUACUUCAAUGCUUACAAGACGGUUCUGAAAUGCUUGAAGGCUACAAGUCGCCGUUUCAGGUUCUUUUUAGCUAUGACUGGCGGUAUUUCAGUAUGUGGUUUCUUGGCUUCAUUAUAUGAGAUAGUAGAUGAUGUCAGAACUGGAACCGGAAUUUUGCUUUCUGGUGAUUUGAUGAUUGUAAAUAUCGUAAACAUAACUGGAUGGAUUUUCUGCCUGAGAUCAGCUUCUAGAAUAGCUCAUUUGCAUCGACGCAUAUUAAAAUCUGCAUCUUCCAUGAAUGCAAAUGCCACACUUGAAGCAAUGAGGAAUUUGCAACCAUUAUUAAUCAAUGAAGCAGCUGAAAAGGAUAUACAGAAUGGAAUCCGUUUGUUUUCUCAGUUUCAGGUGGAUUGGGCUGGACGUUCUGCAUUAGUAGACUUUUUGUCCAACAAUACUGCGGGAAUAUCCAUAUAUGGAUUUGUGCUUGAUCGCUUUUUUGUACACACAAGCAUUGGUGCUCUUGCAACAACGACCUGGUUUGUAUUGGGACGAUCAUUGACUUGAAUCAGGUGCUUCAUUCGUUAUAUUCUCCAUGAAUGUACAAUAUAUUGUUUUGAUAGCAGUAGCUGAUUUAUUUUGGUUCAUGUAUGCCAGCAGAACAAAAGAUGUCCAUGUAAAUGAUUAUCAAUUAAAUUAUGGUCUUUAUUCA